Molecule: messenger RNA, 2178 nt
Organism: Acanthocheilonema viteae
Lineage: Eukaryota; Metazoa; Nematoda; Chromadorea; Rhabditida; Onchocercidae
Source: the annotation of a GenBank genome assembly
AUGUCGGUUGUCUCGAAAAAAGGGAAUGCUAAUUCUUCACUGGCUGAGCAGCCCUCCGAACAGUUAGAUGACAAAGAGGAAAUGCCUUUGAAUGAUUUUCUGUCGGAACAAGGCACAUCGAAACAAGACGACGAAGUAAGCAUUAACUGCAAUAACACGUCGAGUAUUACGACAAUGAUGCCUCUGAGCCGUAAACGAAAUCGUCGUACUUGGACUCUUGUCAGUGGAGAUGGUCACGAUUUUAGAUGCAAUGCAUGUAAAAAAAUUAUCAAAUGCUGUUCACCUACAAAUAUAACUAGACAUUAUGCAAACAAUCAUCCGGAACUAUUGAAAACAGAGGAAAUAUCAGUCGAUAUAUCGAAAGAGUCGACUGAAGCCAUUUUAGAAGAAAAUUCCAAAGAUGAAAUGGUGGCUGCAAAUGAUAUGCGAGUGUCUAGUGGCACCAGAGCAAAUACUGCCAAAAUAGAUUGGUCUUCUCCAUCUAUAAAGAAGAUUUUGGAAAAAAUUGCAUCCAGGGAGUUAACGGAAAAAAUGGGAACAGAUAUGAUCGCAUAUAAAACUGGAUGUCAACUGUCACAAUCAACAGUUCGGAAACGAGUCCAUUGUUUACUUGAAGAGAGAUUUGGUACAUAUUCAUUAUCGAAAAAAAAAAGUACAGCAAUGGUGCAAUCUUCGCAAAUAAACGAUGGAGGAAAUGAAAAAGUUGGAUAUGUAGGUACAAAUCGUACUAGCGGUGGUACGAAAAAGUUCGUUAAAUUAGAAGACAAGAAGAAUCAAAAACAACAAUUAUCCGAUGGAACUGUGACUACAUUUCCUGUGCCGCCAAUUCCACGACAAGUUCGUUCUCUACGACUGAGUCGUUCGUCAAUAGUAAUUCCGGAAAAAGACGAUCCAUCGAAAGUGAGAAUAUAUCGAUGCAGUGCUUACGGACGAGGUAAACAAGGUGCAACAUGCUACUACCGAUGCUCCAAAUGUGACUCCCUUGCAAACAACAAGUUAAAAAAUUCCGGUACAUCAGCAAGUGAGCGUACAAAGCGUUAUUUUGCUCAUAUUAAAACGAAGGAUGGACGAAUAAUCGGAAAUGCCUAUCCAGAACACUUGCCAGAAUGCAAACCAGUACCAAAGGCAGUUCAACAGCUUCAAGAAAUUGAUCGCGCUUGUCGGGCAAGGAUUCAAGCCGGUAAUUUAACACCCGAAGCAGCCAGGAAGCUGGGAGCACUGGUAGCACAGAAAAACCGUGAGUUGAAAAGGCAUAUCCAGGAUGAUGAUACUUUUCCGGAUAAAUGGAAAUCACUUCCUAAGAAAUACAGUCGGUUGUGUCAUCAAGCCGAAAGGAUGAGAAAGCAAAAGAAUCGACAACUUUUAAGAAUGAUGAACAGUGAACAAGGUGAUGGUGAAACCGAAGAAGAUCAGAGUGGCAUUGCACAUGAAGCAGAAAUUAUGAGCGGGCGUUUCAAGCAUCCACCAUUAAUCAUCUUUGAACCAGACGGUCAGGCGGCACGAAUUUACCGGAUAAAUGGAAAAUCGGAUAAGCUCGGUAUAAUCUAUUAUCGAUGUUCAAAAUGUGAUGUUCUUUGCCGAAGACACAGAAGAAUGGGAAAUGUAGAAGGGAUGACUCGAGCAACAGUAAAAGUGGAAGAAGAUGAAAUUCUUGAGAAUAUGUAUCCUGCGCAUCAUGAAGAAUGCGAAGUUUUUACACUUGAUAUGGUUAAAAAUUUGGCGGAAAAUCUUGAUCGCUUCUAUUUUGCUAAGGAUUAUGAAUCCAUUAUCCAUGAUUCUGCUAAAACGGAUCUCAGGUUUGCAGAUGGUACAUUAAUUUCAAAAAAUCAAAUACCUAUGGUUAGUCAUCCCGCCAUUGAGCAUGUUGUUGAAGAUGACGUAGUGGUGGACAUUAGUAAUGUUGCCAAUACCGAAGAAGUGGAUGAUGAAACGUGGGAAACAAUUCUGAAUCAAGAUGUAUUAAACGUUAGAGCGGAAGAUCAUGAAGGACCUAUAGGUGCUACAUGCCAACGCUAUUAUGAAGCAAACCUUGCAUUACGCCGCGAUAUAAUGCGUUGCCUGGAAGAAAUGAGAACACUGCGAACAGAAAUGAGAAAUAUGUUGGAGGAAGGGAAAUUGCAGUAUAUGGAAAUAGAUGAUGAUCAUUACGAAGAAAUUAUUGUUGAUGAAAAUUGCUGA